UUAUUGUCUCUGACAUCUUGUGAUCACAAGACCUCUCCGUUUUGAGUUUUCUGUCAAGGCAAAAAUUGGGCGAAAAAAGACCGUCCCGAACGGGAUUUACGGGUAAAAAGCUCCAAUUUGCUCAACAAAUAUCUCAAGAUGAGAUACUUCCUCACUUACCUGUUUGUGCUCCUUCUGGGAAUCGCUAUCACAGUGUUCUCGUUGUACUAUCUCCUGAAUGGAAAGGGUGAGCAAAUCAGUGUAGGAUGGUUCUUGGAGAACACGUCCCCUUACAUGUGGGGGACGUUGGGAAUCGCGUUCGCCGUGGCCUUCUCCGUGGUGGGCGCCGCGAUGGGCAUCCACACGACCGGAGUGAGCAUAGUCGGCGGAGGUGUCAAAGCGCCCAGAAUCAAGACCAAGAAUUUGAUCUCUGUCAUCUUCUGCGAGGCUGUCGCCAUCUACGGUCUGAUCACCGCCAUCGUGCUGUCGGGUAUGCUGGAGCGAUACACAGAGCCCCUUGUUGACAUUACUAUCAAGCAACAGAACUGGAUGGCUGGCUAUGUGAUGUUCGGAGCUGGGCUUGCCGUGGGGCUGGUUAACUUGUUCUGUGGUAUCGCCGUCGGGAUCGUGGGCUCUGGAGCAGCCUUGGCCGACGCGGCUAAUGCAGCCCUGUUCGUAAAGAUCCUAAUUGUUGAGAUCUUCGGGUCUGCCAUUGGUCUCUUUGGACUCAUUGUCGGUAUAUACAUGACGUCAAAGGUCAAGAUGGGUAACCAGUAAUGUAAGAAGAAAUGGAACUUGAAUUUAAGUGUAAGUAUAGACUAUUUUUUAUCUUGUU
Ostrinia furnacalis (Asian corn borer) is the source of this 814-nucleotide messenger RNA. RefSeq names its product Vacuolar H[+] ATPase PPA1 subunit 1 (gene VhaPPA1-1). The transcript has a single exon. Gene Ontology annotation, biological process: proton transmembrane transport. The coding region runs from base 139 to 756 and encodes 205 amino acids. Gene Ontology annotation, molecular function: proton-transporting ATPase activity, rotational mechanism. Gene Ontology annotation, cellular component: proton-transporting V-type ATPase, V0 domain. The record is from RefSeq and is a predicted model, not a curated record. NCBI's taxonomy places the organism in Eukaryota, Metazoa, Arthropoda, Insecta, Lepidoptera, Crambidae.